This is a messenger RNA of Zychaea mexicana, 853 nucleotides long. RefSeq lists its product as uncharacterized. The coding region runs from base 166 to 627 and encodes 153 amino acids. Lineage: Eukaryota; Fungi; Mucoromycota; Mucoromycetes; Mucorales; Lichtheimiaceae. The transcript has a single exon. The record is from RefSeq and is a predicted model, not a curated record.
AUCUAUGCCCGCACACGCACAACAUUAUGCACCACACAUACAAUCAAAAGAUGCUAAUAAAAUGGAAUGGUUCGUGGACUACGCUCUAUACUGUUUACCUUGUUGGGUGAAGAAUAGAAACUGGCUGCUGGGAGGAUCGUGUCCUUGAUAUUUACUAAACAGCUAAUGCCGGAGAGCCUUUUAGGUUGUUUACCCUUGUCAGUCAUUACCAUAUUGCCAUUUUAUUGCUCGCAGAAAAGCGCCUUUUCCGUGAAUCUACACGCUCAUUCGCAUUCGUGUCUUUGUUUUUGCUUGACACGGUGCCGUGCACGGCCCACUCACAAACAAGCGCCGAUACCAUCGGAGGGUACAGCUCCGCAUGGUGAGAGACACGUACCACUACCGCCGAAGCACGCUAGUCUACUUGACCAUCGGGUAUACCAUUCCUUUCAUUUCCUUUGGUGCUGUAUGUUUUGUUAUGUCAUAGUAGGCAACCCACAAGUUGACUCGCAAUCCGUUAUCCGGGCCAAUGAGAAUUCACGGGGAUUUGAAGUCCCGAACGAGAAAAAAUGUCUAUAUAAAGCGAGCAAUUUCGCCUUUCUUUUUUCUCUUCUCUUCAGUUCGUUUUGGUACAGCUUUGAUCUGUAGUACAGAUGCACUGUUUAGUGCCCUGAUCGGGUCAUAUGCUUGUGCUGGGGAUUGUCAAGAGGAUUCUGAGGAUUGGCUGGAUUCAGUGGUCCGCCCGGAGGAAAUCUUUUGCAAUGUACCAGUGGGAAUGUGGACACGUACCUUCGGGUAUGUGGUGGGAUAAUUAAAACGAACUUUUUAUUUUUUAUUAAACACAAAUAAACAAAAUGAUAAACAAAAUAAAACA